CAGCAACGGUGUUGUGUAUAUAAACAGUUCAUUUUCGAUCUAUGUCCACCUUGCUUACUUUUUUUCACUACACAGUAUGAAUAAUAGUACAACUGUUUCCACACAAGCCCCUUUGAAUGACCUCCGAAGACUAUAUCCAUGAAACCCCUCGGCCCCAGGGAAUUCCUUAUUGGCGUCUACUCACCGACCAAGGCGUUGUCACGCCCGAAAUAACCGACCACCCCUAUAGGGGCUCCGGCACAGAUGAUGACCCUUACAUUGUGGAAUGGAUCCCUAAUGAUCCCCGUAACCCGAUGUUGCUUAACAAGUCCCUGAAAUGGGCUUACACUAUCACUGUUGCUUUCGCCACAUUCGGCGUCUCGCUUUCCUCCUCCGCGUAUGCAGGAAGCAUCCAGGAAAUCAUCAAAGAUUUCGGUAUCAGCGAGGAAGUAGCGACACUGGGCGUGUCACUGUUCGUCCUAGGCUUUGCAGUUGGCCCAUUAGUAUGGGCGCCCCUGAGUGAGCUGAUCGGUCGCCAGAUCGUUUUUCUCAUCUCAUAUGGCGCUCUCGCAUUCUUCUGCGCUGGCGCCGCCGGUGCACAAAAUAGCUGGACGUUGAUCAUUCUGCGCUUCUUCGCUGGCUCGUUCGGAUCCUCGCCAUUAACAAACGCCGGAGGCGUCAUCGCCGAUAUCUUCCCGGCAGAAGAACGAGGUCUAGCAACAAGCCUAUUCGCCGGCGCACCGUUCCUAGGUCCAACCCUAGGCCCCGUAAUCGGCGGCUUCCUCGGCGAAAACGCCGGCUGGCGCUGGGUACAAGGCUUCCUCGCAACCUUCACCGGCCUGAUCUGGAUCGUGGAAUCGCUCCUCGUCCCCGAAACCUACGCUCCGCUACUUCUCCGCAAGCGCGCUGCCCGCCUCACAGCGCUCACCGGCAAAGUCCACCGGAGCAAACUCGAGCUUGAACGCGGCAAAGUAACCAUGACGAGCGCCUUUGGCACCGCCCUCCUCCGCCCCUGGAUCCUCCUCUUCGCCGAGCCCAUCGUCCUCCUCCUCUCAACCUACAUGGCCAUCAUCUACGGCACCCUGUACAUGCUCUUCGACGCCUUCCCCAUCGUCUUCCAACAGCUCCGCGGCUGGUCCGAGGGCGUCGGCUCGCUCCCCUUCCUCGGCGUCAUGAUCGGCAUGAUGCUCGCCGUCGCCCUAAACAUGCACGACAACAACCGCUACGUCGCAAUCCACAAAGCCCACCACGGCUUCGCGCCCCCUGAAGCCCGCCUCCCCCCGACCAUGCUCGGCAGCCUCGCCAUCCCCAUCGGCCUCUUCUGGUUCGCCUGGACGAACGCACCCCCCGUCCACUGGAUCGUCAGCAUCAUCGCCGCCGCCCCCUUCGGCUUCGGCAUGGUUCUCGUCUUCCUCAACAUCAUGUCCUACCUCAUCGACGCCUACACCAUCUACGCUGCCAGCGUGCUCGCCGCAAACUCCAUCAUCAGAUCCUGUUUCGGCGCUGGCUUCCCCCUCUUCACCUCCUACAUGUAUCGCAAUCUGGGCGUCCAUUGGGCGUCCUGUAUCCCGGCCUUCUUGGCCCUGGCUUGUGUGCCUUUUCCGUUUGUUUUCUAUAAGUAUGGUGCGGUUAUACGCAGGAAGUGUAAAUACGCUGCCGAGGCGGAUGACUUUGUGAGGCGGUUGGCGGAGAAGACAGUCUCUCCGGAGGAGGAGAAGGUUGUUGAUGAGGAGGUUCGGGAGGGGAGUGCGGAUGAGGGACAGGACUUGGAGAGGGUGGAGUCUGCGGGUAGGAGCUCGCUGUCGACUGUGCAUGAGGGGACAUCGGGUUAUGAGGCUAAUCCGUACGACAUCGAUCGUGUUAAUACGAGGAAUUCGGCCAUUUCGAGACGGUCCAGGUCCAGGUCUGCUAAGGGGAGGAAGAAGGGGUUUUUGGGGUUUUGAUGCGGGGUUGAGAGGUUGGUUUUCUAUGUAAUGUCUAGAUAUAGGUAACUGUUUAUUAAGAUUGAGGGUUUAUUGUCGGUAGAGGCGCU
Molecule: messenger RNA, 2011 nt
Organism: Aspergillus pseudonomiae
Lineage: Eukaryota; Fungi; Ascomycota; Eurotiomycetes; Eurotiales; Aspergillaceae
Product: MFS transporter
Exons: 2
Coding region: 117-1922 (601 amino acids)
Biological process (GO): transmembrane transport
Molecular function (GO): transmembrane transporter activity
Source: RefSeq, a predicted model, not a curated record